Molecule: messenger RNA, 1803 nt
Organism: Talaromyces amestolkiae
Lineage: Eukaryota; Fungi; Ascomycota; Eurotiomycetes; Eurotiales; Trichocomaceae
Exons: 1
Coding region: 1-1803 (600 amino acids)
Biological process (GO): positive regulation of transcription by RNA polymerase II
Cellular component (GO): nucleus
Molecular function (GO): transcription cis-regulatory region binding; zinc ion binding; DNA-binding transcription factor activity, RNA polymerase II-specific
Source: RefSeq, a predicted model, not a curated record
AUGAAGAGUUAUGACGGCUGCUGGACAUGCCGGCUGAGGAAGAAGCGGUGCGAUGAGACACGGCCAGUGUGCAGAAACUGCUCCGCGCUGCAUAUUACCUGCCACUUCGGCGAAGAGAAGCCGUCUUGGAUGGACAACGGGAUUGGACAGAAAGAAAAAGCCGAAGAGAUCAAGCGCGAGGUUAAGAGUGCUGCCGCGCGACGUCGCGGGACCUUGCCCAUGGAUGUCGUUGCCAACAAUGACGAUGAGUCGAUUACGGGCGGGCUCAGGCGAUGCAGUGCGUCGACAGAGUGCCCGCCAUUUUCCGCUGAGUCGAAUUCGAAUCUAGGCUCUAGUCCUGGUUGGAUCCCCUCUGCGCAUACGCUACCCAUCACAAGACCGAGUAAUGGCCACCCAGACUCCUGGAAUAAGCUGAAUAGGCUGAUUAUAAGCAAUACAUCUGGUAUGGAACCGGAGGACUCAGAACUAGACCGCCGCUUCAUGAUGUUCUACCUUGACCACUUCUUCCCGUUUCUAUUCCCUUUUUACCAACCCCCACUACUGGAGGGUGGGCGUACGUGGGUUAUGGAACUUAUUGCUAGCGAUCAGGCUAUGUGGCACACAACACUUUGCCUUAGCACAUAUUUUGUUUCCGUCGCCCUGGAUGGCGCUGUUUCAGGACCUAACGUAUGCAAGUCACUCGCUUGGGAAAGGCUUCUGAAGCAGAUGGGUAUAACCUUUAUGAUGCUCCAGCGCAGCCUCCAGGAAGUUACUUUAAGCGGUACGCAGGAUCUAAUAGUCAAGACCUCUCGAAUUAUGGGAAGCAUUAUUCAACUACAACGGUUCGAGAUCUCGAUCGGGAACUUCGAGAAUUGUCAAAAGCACCUUGAUGCGGCCAUUACACUAUUCAGACAGAUCUUCAAGGCUGCGGAAAAUGUAAUCGACCGGGGCGAGCUGGCUACUUUCCACGAUGUCUUGAGUCAUAUGGGACGGCCGCUCUGGUCUAUAACAUCUCAACAGUGCGGGGCGUGGAACUCCAAUCAAGCCGCUUUCCGAUUUUACUCUGCGCUUCUCAUCUUAGACGACAUUAUCGCCAGUACAUGCAUAGAGGAAGCACCUAGGUUGCGCCAGUAUCACACUCAACUCCUAACUAAAUGCAGCAGCUCCGACGAGAGAUUUCGUCUGAACCUCGAGGACUUUAUCGGCUGCGAGAACUGGGUUAUAUUGCAGAUCAGCGAGAUAUCUGCGCUCGAUGCGUGGAAGAAGUCAAUAAAAAGAGCCGGGAAGCUCGACAUGAUGGAGCUGGUGGCGCGAGCGACGCCAAUCAAGCAGGCACUGCUCACUAACCUCGCACGUCUCGACACCUCGGUCAAUAUGCCAAAGACUAACUGGCUCGGCUUGUUCGUCCUCUACAAUUACCAGUUACCACCUGUGCCGGGUGGCUGCACUGCAUUCACCACCCGUGUCUGGGCGCAUGCCGCAUUGCUCUAUCUCUCAGUUGUAGUCUCUGGGUGGCAGCCCAAGAGUACUGCGAUCCGGGAGAACGUGUUACGGACACUGGCGCUGCUGGAGCAAAUGCCGGCACCUGAGUUGCUGCGGACCCUAAUUUGGCCCUUCUGCAUAGUCGGCUGCCUGGCUGAGCCCGAAGAGGAAUGCCGCUUUCGGGCAAUGGUAGAGGCGCUGGUCCCGCAUCAACUCUUUGGAGCCGCGCGGAAGGCACUGGAGAUUAUGGAGAACGCCUGGAAAUGCAGAGGCGAGCUAGCCAUCGAUACAGACUUUGGGAUGUGCGUCUGCAGCUUGGGGUAUCUAUCCGUAUUGGUCUGA